Besnoitia besnoiti is the source of this 1407-nucleotide messenger RNA. RefSeq names its product hexokinase. The coding region runs from base 1 to 1407 and encodes 468 amino acids. Lineage: Eukaryota; Apicomplexa; Conoidasida; Eucoccidiorida; Sarcocystidae. Gene Ontology annotation, biological process: intracellular glucose homeostasis; glucose 6-phosphate metabolic process; glycolytic process. The transcript has 9 exons. The record is from RefSeq and is a predicted model, not a curated record. Gene Ontology annotation, cellular component: cytosol; mitochondrion. Gene Ontology annotation, molecular function: fructokinase activity; glucokinase activity; mannokinase activity.
AUGCAGCCCCGUCAACCCGGCGAUGAAGCUAAGCAGCAGGCGGCUCUCGAGGCCGUCAGAAAGAUGAUGACUCCGACGAAGGAGGUUCUGCAGCAGCUGCAGCAGAGUUUUCUCGCUGAGAUCCAACGGGGCCUAGCGAUGCACAAGAAGCACGGCAUCAAGUGGGUGCCGGAGGAGUGCUCGAUGAAGAUGCUUGACAGUUGCGUUUCGCAUCUGCCCACCGGAGCCGAAGUUGGCGAGGCGUACGCGAUCGAUUUUGGUGGCUCAACUUGCCGUGCCGUCAGAUGCUGUCUGAUCGGCGGUGGUAAAAUGACUGUCGAGCAGGACAAAGUCUGCUUGCGAAGCGCCGAACAUCGGUGCGCCAAGGGCUUCAUGGACAAGCAGGCCGGAGGCAAAGAGUUGUUUGACCAGUUCGCCAAAUGCGUCCGCGGGCUGAUGGAGCGCUCCGGUGACCUGAAGAAGGCGGAAGACGAGAAGAAGCUUCUCUCUGUUGGGUUCACGUUCUCCUUCCCUUGCGCACAAGCCGCGCUUAACUCCAGCUUCCUCAUUGAGUGGACGAAGGGAUUCGAGACGGGUCGCGAGAACCCGGACCGUGUUGAAGGCAAGGACGUUGCUGUGUUGCUCGCGGAGGCGCUCGAGCGCGCGAACGUUCCCGCUGUUUGCAAGGCCGUUGUCAACGACACCGUUGGCACACUGGUGUCGUGCGCAUACCAGAGAGAGCCAGGCGCUCCGGAGUGCUGUGUUGGCAUGAUCGUUGGUACUGGCUUCAAUGCCUGCUACGUGGAGCCCGAGGCCGGCGACUACGGCUACACGGGCACGAUCGUCAACAUGGAGGCAGGAAACUUCAACAAGGAGCUUCCUCGCAACGAAAUCGACGUCGAGGUCGAUGACAAAACACACAACAGAGGCAAGCAGCAAUUCGAGAAGCUGAUCUCCGGUUACUACAUUGGCGAGAUUGUGCGUGUUGCCGCGGUCAAAGUCUUCGGGGACCGUGCACCCGCGAAAUCGAGUGUCAGGCACUCGAUCCACGGUGAAGUGGCGUCGCUGAUCCGCGACGACCUUAGCGAGGACAAGGCUGCCAGCAUCAAGGCGAUGCAGGAGUGCUGGGACGCAACUAUGGAUAUCGAGGACAUCAAGUGCAUGUGGGAGAUCUGCCGGCUUGUUUUCGAUCGCUCAGCUGCCUUCGCUGCGACGCUCGCAGUUACUCUGUGCUCCAGAUCAGGGCGACUGGAGAGCGGAGCCACUGUUGGUAUCGACGGCGCGUUGUACGUCAAGAACCGGUGGUACCGUGAAUGUGUGGACUACUAUACAACUCUGCUCGCGGGAGAAUUGGCAAAUAACAUCACGUACUGCAUCGCCGAUGACGGCUCAGGCAAGGGUGCAGCUCUCAUUGCUGACGUUGCGUAA